Molecule: messenger RNA, 606 nt
Organism: Papaver somniferum (opium poppy)
Lineage: Eukaryota; Viridiplantae; Streptophyta; Magnoliopsida; Ranunculales; Papaveraceae
Product: LOB domain-containing protein 1-like
Exons: 3
Coding region: 1-606 (201 amino acids)
Source: RefSeq, a predicted model, not a curated record
AUGGGUUCAUCAACUGAUACCUCCAUGGCCACCAACAUCCAUAAUCAAUCACCAGCUCCAUCUCUUUGUCAAGUAGUAGUAACUCCUUGUGCUGCCUGCAAAAUCCUUCGUCGACGAUGUGGUGAAAAAUGUAUACUAGCUCCUUAUUUUCCACCAACUGAACCCUUAAAGUUUACUACUGCUCAUAGGGUUUUUGGUGCUAGCAAUAUCACCAAAAUGCUACAGGAGCUUCCCGAGUCCCAAAGAGUUGAUGCAGUCAGUAGUAUGGUUUACGAAGCGAAUUGGAGAAUAAGAAAUCCAGUUUAUGGUUGUGCCGGAACAAUUUAUCAACUACAAAAACAAGUUGGUGAUCUUCAAGCUCUAUUAGCAAAAUGUCAAGCAGAGAUUAUUAGCAUGCAGUGUCAACAAGCUCACUUUGUGGGCCCACUUUGCAUGGAAAUGAAACAAUCGUCAUUAUCAUCUUUGCAACAAGAUAUUGAUGAUUUUAUGAGUAAUAAGAUUAGUACUCAAUCUUCAUCUCCAGAUAACAAUUUCGAUGGGUUAGGAUUCGGGGAAGCCAAUACGUGUUCCGAAUGGGAACCAUCCUUAUGGACACGAUUAAAUUGA